ACUCAUAUUUCUUGAAAAAUAACCUAACCUAACUUACAUCAACAAGCCGUCAUUCUCUCAAUCUCUCUCUCUCCUCUUCGUUCCACUCCUUCUCAGUUCUCGGCCCCUCCUCUCCUUCUCAGUUCUCAGCCCCUCCUCUCCUUUAUGCUUAUAUGACCGCCAUGAAAACCGCCGCAACGCCGUCAAUUAAGCGUCGUUGAUGUGCGUGAAGUGAUGUGCGUGAAGUGAGAGGUAGAAACUAGAGAGAAGGCGCAGGUCUUGAUUGAAGAAGUUCAUAUGACCUAACUAAUUCUUCUGUGCUAAUUCUUGCACUCAGUAUCUCUAUUAUCUACUCUCUCCUCUUCGGAUUACAACUUGCUGCACUUCAAACGAUUGCUCUUCAAGAAGCUUCGCUUGUUUCGUUUGCUUCAAUCGACCAUAGCAAUUCUCCUCCUUUUUUUUCGUUUAAAGAAUGUUUAAAUUGCUAUGUAUGAGUGUAAGAGUGUUUGUGUGUGUUGUUGUGUUCAUUUUUUUAUACUACUCUUUUACUUUAUUUUGAUUUUAUGUAUUUUGCAAGAAGUAAUCAAGAAGUAGUAAUAUCUAUAUUGAAUUUUCUGUAUUUUUUAACUUACGUUUUUUUAUUUUUUAUUUUUUGUUUUUUUCUCUGUAAAUUCUGUGCCUACAGAUGCUGGUACUAAUAUUAUGUAUUUUUGUUCAAGUUCUGCCAUUUUUUUCUCUAAAAUACUUGUUUAUCUUUUGUAUAAUAAUCUUCUAAAAGAGCAACAAUAUUUUUUGUUUGAUUUUUUUAGAGAGUAGAAAAGCCUAAAAUCAGGUUAUUAUAUGGGUUAAUGGGUUCGGGUCAAACUGAAAAAAUAACAACUCAUCAGUUCAGGUUAGCCCACCAAAAAGUACGUUAAAAAAAUCAGGUCAAGCAGGUCAGGUUAGGGUCGACCCGAUUAGUUGCAGAUCAGGUUAGGGUUCUUGUUUUUGACCCGAUUAUAUAAACAGGUCGGGUUCAGGUCAGGUGUUAGUCAACCCGAUUAUAGGUGACCCGAACACGAACCUGACCCAACCCGACCUGAUUGCCAGGCCUAACUCCACUCACUACCUCCUUACUUUCUCUUUCAUUUUCCUUUCAUUUCAUCAUUUUUCUUACAUCGAACCAAACAACGGAAAACUAAUUUUGGAAUUGUGUUUUCCAUUGUAAAUUGUUUUCCAUGAAAAUUAUUUUACACUGAAAAUGUUUUACACCUUACCAACGGAGCCUAAGAAUUUCCAUCAUUUAAAUACUAGAAAUUUUGUUUGGCUUUCCCUCCACAACUGUUUAACGAGAUGCUCAAAGUUCGGUGCUACUACAACAAUGGCGUCAAAACCCUUAACUUCGUCUCCAAUCUUCAACAGCUUCUACUCUACACAACGCCAUCAUCAAUCUCAGAAAAACCAAACCCCCCUUUCGCAAAUUACUUGGUCGAAAAUCUAGGGUUUUCCAAGCAAAAUGCGCGCUCAACUUCAACCAAACUCGAUCGACUCCGUCAAAUUAGAAACACAAAGAAGGUGAGUUCCUAUAAAUUCACCAAAAAGGCUGAUUCUGUUGUUGAAUUUCUUAAACAAAAUGAAUUAAACGAUUCCCAGAUUCGAAUUGUUGUGUCUUCUUUACCCCUUGUUUUGUUCUCUAAAGUUGACAAAACCCUAAAACCUAAACUUGAGCUUUUUCUGAAAUUCGGAUUUUCGAAAUCCGAUUUCGCUGAGGUUGUCUCUGUUAAUCCAUUUGCAUUGCUAAGUUGUCAAUUUGUUCGUGCGAUUGAAGUUUUGAAGGAUGUUUUGAGUUAUGAUGAUGAUGUAAUUUCGAUUAUGACGAAAUCAAAUUGGACAACAGUUAGCAGUAUAUGUAACAAUUUGAAGCCUAAUGUUGCUUUAUUGUUGGAGUAUGGAAUCCCCAUUGAAUCAAUUCGUAAACGGUUUGUUCAACGCCCGUCGCAGUUUUUGAGGAAGACUCAAUAUUUUAAGGAUGUGUUGAUUAGGGUUGAAGAAAAAUUGGGUAUUCCUCGUGAUUCGUUGAUGUUCUUGCAUGGUCUUUCUUUGCUAGCUAGUUUUACUGAGGAGCUUAUUGAGUCGAAAUUUGGAGUGUUUGAGAGCUUUGGGUGGAUGAGAUCGGAUGUUGUAGCUCUUAUUAGGCGAAAUCCGUAUUGUUUGGCGUUGUCUGAAGCUAGGGUUAGGAGGUCAUUGGAGUUUUUGAUGAACGAAUUGGGGUAUGAGCGUGAUUACUUGGUAUCUCAUUGUGCCUUGCUAAAUUAUAGUUUAGAGAAGAGAAUAAUGCCAAGAAAUAAAAUCUUGUUGGCUUUGAAAGAGAAAGGUUUAAUCAAGAUGGAUUACUCACUAUAUUCUUCUUUAUUGUUGAAUGAGACACAAUUUUUGAAAAGGUUUGUGUUACCUUUUGAGGAAAUCCAUGAAAUCUAUGCUAAACACACAGGUCGGUCUGCUGUGAGACCUUUAACCGAAGGUACAGUGGGAGACGAAGCCUAAGGAUGAAGCUGUUGGUUUAUAGAGCAUAAUGCAAAAUGUAAUCAAUUGCAUUUUGCAAGUUGGACCAUCUUGCUUCUUACUAUCUGCAUAUACAAGAACAGCGACAAAGCCUUAAUCCCAAUAGGAUGAGGUCGGUUGCAUAAGUCAAGAUCUUAUCCGCUAUGGUCAUAGGAGAUAGAAUUUCACUCGUUUUUUUAGUGAUUCUUUGUAGUGAUGGAAAUGAAAGAAAUACUUUAGUAGUUUAGUGUUUUUGGCUUUGUCCAUGAUUCUUCUCAUCAAAGUAUCUUGUUGUCAAAUGCUGGUUUUGCUGUAAUAGAUGCUUGCCUGUUUCUUGAAAGUUGCUGUAAUAGUUGCUAUUUGUAGUUUGAUAUUGUAAUUCUGAUGUCAUCUUUUGUGCCUUUCUUUUGUUAUCCACUUGUGAAAUUUUCCUCAAGUUAAUUCUAAUGGCAGUCUUCGUAUGGUUUCUUUUAUUAUCCACUUAUGAACAUUCCCAUUUCACUAUCUCUGCUUCGGGGCGAAGGGGGGUGAUUACUUGGAAAGUCUUGACGACAUCAGCUUAAACCUGUCGUUGGCUAACAAGCCUGGAGCUUUUUAAUAUUUCAGCUUUAGAUGACAAUGUAUGAAAUAGCUCACUGAAAUUUGACUAAUAAUUAGGACUUCUUUUCUCUGGAGGGAAGGGUUGGCCAAUGAGUUCCCUGAAAAAAUUAGCCAAUGAAUUCCCUGAAAUUUUCACUAAUACUUGGGACUUCUUUUCUUUAGAUGCAUGCUGUUUCCCUGUAUUAGUGCAUAGUUGAAAAAUGGGUUGCUGAAGAAACUUACUCUAUCGUACAUGAUGUAAUUCUUUCUUUUUUGCUAUUGUACAUUCUGUUUCUGUUGCCUCAUCAGCAUUUCUUUUACGAUUAAUAUGGUAUUUGCAAAGCCAUCCCCAUUACUGUUGAGGGGAACCGUCAGAAGACUUGUUCAAUGUAUUUCAAUUUGCUCGGAAAAAUUAUGGCUGCAAUUUGGAGAUUUUUGCCUGAAGAUGUUGGUUAAUAUGAUCUCUGCGCUGCCUCUACCUCUUGUUGCGCUCUUUCUGCCGUCUAAAUUCUCUUAAAAAGUGUGUGCUUUCUUCCUAGUCUUUCACUAAUAAAGGGUCUUCCAUAUAUAUUUGAAGUAAAAAAUGUCACUGAGAAAAGCUAGCUUGCAGCCAAUUAAUUUUAUAUAGUCAAAAGCCUUGCAGAAAAUUAUUGGGGAGAUUUGAAUUCUACUGUCAACCUAUGUAGCAGAGAAAUGACGAAAUUUCAGGUAUCAGCGAUCUUUAGGCUACUUGCACAGGCCGAAUUUCAGGAACGGAAACGGCUCAGUUCUCAGCCAUUUCAUGAUACGUAGUUGUAAAUUCCUCUUGUCAGUAAUCCCGUCUGGGACCUGUUUCUUACAUCUUCUCUUAUCUGUGGCCUUGUUUCCACCAAAGCUAGGUGUUCUACUGAGUGUUGCUGGAUUUGCAGUUUUAGUAUCUUAUCCUGUGUGCAGAUUUAGCAAUCGUGUUUUCAAGCCCAGGGUUUAAUUUUGUUGCAAUGGAUGUCAAGUCACAACUCAGCAGUUUUUUUAGCUUUAGUUCAAGUGCUGGUGCUGAUGGAGUAUAAGAAAGCAAGCUGGAUUUGAUGACUUUGUUACAUGGUGUCAAAAUAAAGCCGCAUCGUAUCGUAGCGGCUGUGUCGUAAAGGAUUUCAAAUCUACCAAACCCAUACUACCCGCGUCGGAAAGGUGUGAAAAAAAACCCGUGUUCUAGGCGGGCUCAAGAGAUAUCUCAUGGUUUGCACUGAUAUUUAGCGCAGGGCCAUUUCGUACAAUUCGAGACCCUGUGCUAAAUGAGAUCACAAGGAUUGAUAUUUUUUGGUGAAUAGGAAGAGGUGGAAGAGUCAUUAAUGGGUUUUCCUUGGAGAAUAGGAAGGGACAAAGUAUAACACCAUAUAGAAAUUAACCUCUUUGAUCUGCAUCAACAUUACACUCUAUGCUUCACAGUUCACAUUACCCGCAUCACCAUGACCAUUACCUCGAUUGUGACUGAAGCCGCAUUAUUGUCUGAGCAACUGCUGUUCUUGUUUGAAUUUCUAUUGGUGCUUAAUGAUACUUGGGACUUGCAUUGGCAACGUAUUCUGGCGAAGCUGCUAAGUGCUUGUAUGCAGGUCUUUGCGAAGCUCUUAAAUUUCUUGUACAAGGUUGGACGAGCACCAUUAAGCACAAAAGCAAGUACUGGUUAAUUUUUGGACUUCUUAGAUAUGAAUUUGAAGCUGAUGAAAAUGGCGAUUAUGUAAUGGGAAAGGCGAAGAAGCAGUAAUAUAAGUGGAGGCCACUAGGCCAGCUUAUUCGAAAAACACCGGCUACUGGCCGGAAAGUAACAUAAGAGUGGCAACUGGCAAGGACUAGAUCAGUAAUUGAACCCCUAUGGCUAUGAGUUCGUCAUGUUCCCUUACCAGCAAAUGCUAGUAAAUGAAGAAACACAUGUUUUGGAAUCAUAUUUUCUCAUUUCUAAACAUGGCAAGCCUACGACUGUUGAAGAGCUUGCCAUUAUACUGUCUCUGCACCUAAACAAGGCUCCUUUCCUCAAUCGUUUAAUGUGCCUUCGCACUAAUUAAUUUAGUUUAUUUAUACUAUUUAUUUAUGUUGGUUUUAUCACUUAAUUACUUAAACGCAUUUCUUGUAGUAGUAACAUGUUCAAAAGACGUUUCCGUCAUCGUCCUAUAAUACUAUUAUUAUUUCUUUC
Beta vulgaris subsp. vulgaris (sugar beet) is the source of this 5245-nucleotide messenger RNA. Its product is annotated as transcription termination factor MTERF4, chloroplastic-like. NCBI's taxonomy places the organism in Eukaryota, Viridiplantae, Streptophyta, Magnoliopsida, Caryophyllales, Amaranthaceae. Gene Ontology annotation, cellular component: chloroplast. Gene Ontology annotation, molecular function: double-stranded DNA binding. The record is from RefSeq and is a predicted model, not a curated record. Gene Ontology annotation, biological process: regulation of DNA-templated transcription; chloroplast organization. Bases 1312 to 2502 code for a protein of 396 amino acids. The transcript is spliced from 2 exons.